GUCAUUAAUCCGCUGUGUAAAAUAUAUGAUAUUUGUUUGUUUACUUGUGAUUUUUUUCGACGUCUAAACCACAGAAGGGCACAUAAUAUAACGAAUCUUCCAAUGCAAUGCAUUUUGUAUUGCCCACAGCUGUCGUAUCUUGUGGAAUAUAUUCGAAAAGCUUAGAACUUCUACCUCGAAACUAUAAACAUGAAAACGGAUAAUGAGCUUGAAGGCAUCAAAACGAUCAAAACAGAAACUCCACUGAAAGUUGAAAACAGCAGCAAUCGCUCAGAUGUGAGAGAAGUGAAACAUGAGCAAACCGAUCAGGAGACUACAAGCCAGUUAGUUUUAGUUACAUCUGCAGAGAGUAACAACAAAGUUUCGGAACUUAUUACCAACUACUCGAUACCGUUGGUAAAGGAAGAGGAACCGGAUCAGAGUGCCAACCGGCCGCACAAAUGUGAUAUCUGUGGUAAAGGUUUCAACAAAACGAAUAAUCUAACGCAACACAAACGCAUCCACAACGGCGAACGCCCGCACAUUUGUGAAAUUUGUGGUAAGGGUUUUUUUGAGAAUGUGCAUCUGAAGCGCCAUUACCGUUCUCACACGCGCGAAAGGCGCCACGAAUGCGACAUUUGUAAUAAAAAGUUUAUAGAAAGAAGCCACUUAACGCAGCAUAAACGCCGGCACAGCGAUGAUCGUCCUCACCGGUGUCACGUAUGUGGCAAGGGUUACAUCGAGAAGGCGCACCUCAUAAUACACAUGCGAAUCCAUACGAACGAACGACCGUACAAGUGUGAAAUUUGUGCGAAGGAUUUUCUCACCAGCAGCCACCUGAAGCAGCACGAGUUGUUCCACUUUGGCGAGCGAUCCCAUCGGUGCGAUAUUUGCGGCAAGGAUUUUCUCAAAACGAACGAUCUCACCAAGCAUAAGCGUAUUCAUUCGGCGGAGAAACCGUACAAGUGUGAGACCUGUGGAAAACUAUUCAGCAACAAUAGCAAUUUUCGACAGCAUCAACGAAUUCAUACGGGUGAACGACCCCACAAGUGCGAUCAGUGUGGCAAAGCGUUCUUUCGCAGCCACCACCUUUUCGAGCAUGUGUUAACGCAUAAUAAAUGAGGUUUUUUUAGUUUUCGGAUUUAA
Messenger RNA from Wyeomyia smithii (pitcher-plant mosquito), 1125 nucleotides. Its product is annotated as zinc finger protein 723-like. Gene Ontology annotation, molecular function: DNA-binding transcription factor activity, RNA polymerase II-specific; RNA polymerase II cis-regulatory region sequence-specific DNA binding. Lineage: Eukaryota; Metazoa; Arthropoda; Insecta; Diptera; Culicidae. The transcript has 2 exons. The record is from RefSeq and is a predicted model, not a curated record. Gene Ontology annotation, biological process: regulation of transcription by RNA polymerase II. The coding region runs from base 190 to 1101 and encodes 303 amino acids. Gene Ontology annotation, cellular component: nucleus.